Molecule: messenger RNA, 2121 nt
Organism: Daucus carota subsp. sativus
Lineage: Eukaryota; Viridiplantae; Streptophyta; Magnoliopsida; Apiales; Apiaceae
Exons: 10
Coding region: 126-1895 (589 amino acids)
Biological process (GO): GMP biosynthetic process
Cellular component (GO): cytosol
Molecular function (GO): GMP synthase activity
Source: RefSeq, a predicted model, not a curated record
AGGCCCAAAUACACUACCAAAAUCCGAACACUAACCGCGAGUACCAGCCCACACUCCAAAUGAGGGAAUUGUAGUCAGUCUCGCCAUUUCUUGAUUCCAAGGGACAACUCAAGAUUACGACCGCCAUGAAAGCUCUGUUCAAACCCACUUCAUCAUCUCUCUCCACACCCACCAACUAUACACACACCAACAUUAAUCACACAUGUUCUCAAAGGUUAGCUCAAUUCCCGGUUAGAGAUGUCCAAGCUGUGAUUUGCCCCAGAAGGGGUCGAGUGAGUGUAAAAGCUGUGUUAGAUUCUAAAGAAGUGAAGGAAUCGAGGUUUAAAGAACCUGAUAUUCGAAACCCAACUGUCUCGUCUUCUUACCGGAGUUGUCAUUAUUCUAAGCCCAAUCAGACUGUGUUGGAAGCUCAGACCAGGGUCUGUACUGGCCCCACUCAGACCAAACCUCUUAAUGAAGAACAGGCUUUCAAGGUUUUUGAUACCAUUCUAAGAUCAGCCAAAGGAGAACUAAAGGAUGAUGAGAAAGUGUCAAAAGCGCAACUAGGUGCCUUUUUUGCGGCAAUGACAAUCCGUGCUAAUGCUUUUCCGGAACCAACACAGUGGAGUGAAGGGGAAAGGCGUGCAAUAAAUGCGUACUGGCCACACUUGGUUCGAGUCUUAUCUCCUGAUAUAAUAUUUGUUGCUGAUCCCGAAGGCUCGAUAAUGGGAACUGGUAACUCAAUUGGUCCACAAUAUGUAGGUAAUGGUACAUCUGACAUGAGAUUGGUUGGCGCUCUUAGGGAAGUUUUAGCUGGGGGGCAUCUUGGGUAUGAGGAAGUUCAAGGUGUUCUGCGUGAUGUUCUUCCACUGAACAGUGAGAACAAAUCAGCAAUUGUUACAGAGUCUCUACUUUCAGCCUUCUUGAUAGGUCAACGUAUGAACAGGGAGACUGAUCGUGAGCUGAAAGCAUACUGCCUUGCGUUCGAUAAUGAACUUGGUCCAGUGCCAAUUGCAGAUGUUAAGUCAUUGACUCAUUACGGUGAACCAUAUGAUGGAAAUACCCGUUUCUUCAGGAGCACACUUUUUGUUGCUGCUGUUAGAUCCUGUUAUGAUGAAGCAUCUUUGCUUCAUGGUGUGGAUUGGAUGCCACCAAAGGGUGGCAUAACUGAAGAACAAAUGCUGAAGUUCAUGGGAGCAGACACGAAUUUAUCUCCUUUGCAGGCUAAGAGGCUUCUUGAGGAUAAGGGGGUCGGUUUUGCUUAUGUGAGUCAGCGAGAAGCUUGUCCAUCACUAUAUUCAGUUAUUGGGCUCCGGGAACAUAUAAAGAAACGUCCACCACUAGCAACAACUGAGAAGGUUCAACAGAUUGUGAGGGCUCGGGGAAAGGAAUCGAUUGUUGCUGGGUUCUAUCAUGAAGGUUAUGAAGAACCCCUUUUGAUGCUUAUGAAACGAAGAGGCGUUCAUUCUGGUUUGGUGGUAAAGGGUGAGGAAGGUGCACUCUCAAUGACAACAAAAGCCCGCUCAAUGAAUGCAUCAAAAGGACUACCAGUUAAUUACUGUGCCGGAUUUCGCUCAGUGGACAUGCCAAUGCCUUAUGAAGUUGACGGUGUGUCGCUUGAAAAUUUUAAGUUUGUGGUGAACGCAGAGGAGUAUGGCUUUGAUCCCACCGAAACUCCAAGGACAGAUAAAUCGGUCUCAAGAAAUAUAGAAUUAGGCUUAGCAGCUCUUCGCGGUGAAAAAGGUCCAGCAUAUGAUCGAAUCAUCCUAAACGCUGGAAUCGUAGAUCACUUGCUUGGAUGUAAGGGAGCAGAAGAUAUAUCGGCAGCACUUGAUAGAGCUAGAGAGGCUAUUGACAGUGGCAAGGCCCUUGAUAGGCUACUGAAUUACAUUAAGAUGUCUCACAAAGUCAGAUGAAGGGAAAAAGGUUAGCUUAACUUUUUGGAUUUUUCCAGUUGGACGACUAUCAAAGAUGAAGUUCUUUUAUUUUUAUACAAAGUCACCUAGAAAACAGUUUUGUUGUGUAAUACUGCUUUUACAGGCUGAAUAGGUGGAAUAAUAUACAUAUGAUUUGUAAAACUGCAUUUACCGGCUGAAUAGAAAAUAAUAUACAGAUACUACAGCACCAACUUUGAAACUCUUA